AUGCCGGGGAUUGCCGACUCUUUGAGUGGAGUCGCCGUAGGGUCAAGCACGAUGUUUACGCGUGGUACGCAUUCGAGCCAAGGCGCCGUCCACCACACCGACACUGCAGCGGCGGCCGAGUGGCGUGCUCUCUAUGGCGCCAGCGCUGACAUGAUGAACUCGACAGCGCACACAUUCCGUGCCGGCGGCGCCGGUGUCUCAUACAUGACCCCCAUCUUCCAUCUUACCGCCGACGACGCCACCAUCCUGUCCAUGGAACACAACAACCACUGCAGGCUGCUGGGUAUUGCCACCUCCAAGAACCAGAUUUUCGUCACGUGGACACAGCUUAUGCCGGUGAUAGAGAACAUGGGCAUGCUGCGGGCACCAGAUGACGACCUGUUUGGCGGCGAGCACGCCACGCCAGUGGAUGAGCGACUGCUCGAGUGGGACCCGGCGACGAUGUCUAUCUUGAUUGACGAGUUGCCUUACACCUGCACCGAGUUGUCAUGGGCGCCAUGGCAACAAGGCAUCUACCUUGCUGGGCUCUGCCCGGGGAACGGCAUCCGGCUCUAUCGCUACUCGCACGGGAAUUGGGCGCUGGACGACUGCAUCCGCUCCAGAGAGAGUGUGAGCUGCUCCAUCUCCAAAAACUUCACCGUGGCGUGUGCAUGUCGCGGCGGUCGAGUGGAGCUGUGGGUGAAGGGCACCACCGCGUUUGGCACUGCAGUUGCACCUGGGCCGUCGCCUAGCUUGAGUGUGGGUGACAGCACAGCAACAAACGGAGGCGAUGGGGUGAGCGGCACCUCAUGGGUGCUGUGCCGCGUCCUCACGCUUCCCUUCACCGAGGACGACGACAGCGGUUCCCGCACGCACGACGGCGACAGGAGCGGCGGUGCUGGCUCGUCCUCCGCAGCUGCCACGCGACAUCGUCAGCGAGACACACUCGGCGUCGCCUGGGACGAGUCCGGCGCCCUGCUGGCGGCAGGCGAUCAAGGAGGGUCUGUUUACGUUGUGGCGGCCACCCAAGACAGCACGUGGUUUGGCGAGGUAGUCUACCACCAACUGCCGUUUGCUUUGUGCGGCCCGUGCAAGCAGGUUGCCUGGUCUCCAUCCUCGGGGCGUAGCUUUUUGUGUCUGGCGAUGGUGUUCACGACUUGCGUUCGACUGGUGCUCUUUCGCCGGCCGCGCUUUAUGAACGCGGCUGGCCUGCCUCACGCGGCACACAGCGUUGGCGGCGGUGGCGGUGGGCGAAUGGGAUUGGCGCACGGCAGCGUAGCGCCGAUAGCCGCCAGCCCCCUUGAGGUGCUGGCAAUGGCGCAGGUGCCGUGCGAGGAGGUCGCGAAACUGUCGUGGAACAACACCGGCACGCGCUUCGUCACGGCGCACCUCGACAGCUCCGUAAACAUCUGGGCAGUUGACUUCAGAUACCAGCACCCCGUGAAGGGUGACGAGGCGAACGCGACCGGCAGUCGAGAGGAGGCCAAUACGCUGCACAGCGUUGACAGUGCCCGCAUGAUUGGGCAGGUAGAAAGGAGCGUGUUUGCAGCGGCGGGGGAGAAACGACUCGGGAUUGCUGUAUCCGUGCGGCGCACCUCCGCGGUGCACCCUUACCACGCCGUAUCGAAGUGA
Leishmania mexicana MHOM/GT/2001/U1103 is the source of this 1611-nucleotide messenger RNA. RefSeq lists its product as hypothetical. The transcript has a single exon. Lineage: Eukaryota; Euglenozoa; Kinetoplastea; Trypanosomatida; Trypanosomatidae. The coding region runs from base 1 to 1611 and encodes 536 amino acids. The record is from RefSeq and is a predicted model, not a curated record. Gene Ontology annotation, molecular function: protein binding.